Messenger RNA from Papilio xuthus (Asian swallowtail), 1582 nucleotides. Its product is annotated as myrosinase 1. Lineage: Eukaryota; Metazoa; Arthropoda; Insecta; Lepidoptera; Papilionidae. Bases 79 to 1581 code for a protein of 500 amino acids. The record is from RefSeq and is a predicted model, not a curated record. Gene Ontology annotation, biological process: carbohydrate metabolic process. Gene Ontology annotation, molecular function: beta-glucosidase activity. The transcript has 11 exons.
CUAUGUCUACAUUAACAAUUUGAAUCUCUUUGGCACACAUUGCAUUGUGUGAUAAAAAUUUAUAAAUUAGUGUACAAAAUGGUAGCAUCGAGAGCGGUCGUCUUUUGUACGCUAGCGAGCCUCGUCUGCGGUGAAAUCCGCAAGUUCCCUCCCGGCUUCAAAUGGGGCGCCGCUACAUCUUCUUAUCAAAUAGAAGGUGGAUGGAACGUAAGCGAUAAAGGUGAGAACAUCUGGGAUAGAUUUGUACAUGAUAAUCCUGACGCGAUUACUGACGGCAGCAAUGGGGACGUUGCUUGCGACUCCUACCACAACUGGCAGGAAGAUGUCAGGAUUUCUGCGGAACUGGGAUUGGAUUUCUACAGAUUCUCGAUGUCAUGGCCAAGACUUUUACCAACGGGUACGAGUGAAAGAAUAAGUGAAGAUGGCAAAGCUUAUUACAACAAUCUUAUCAACGGACUGUUAGAGAAAGGCAUACAGCCUGUCGUCACUCUAUACCAUUGGGACUUGCCACAGAGAUUGCAAGAUUUGGGUGGCUGGGCUAAUCCGUACAUAGUGGACUGGUUUGCGGACUACGCGAGAAUAGCGUAUAAACUAUUCGGUGAUCGUGUGAAGACCUGGGUGACGAUAAAUGAACCAAUUGUUGUAUGUGAUGUUGCUUAUAAUACUGGGCAGUUCGCCCCCGGUAUCAAGGAUCCGGAGUUUGCGAGUUAUUUAUGCAAUAAGAAUAUUUUAUUAGCUCAUGCUAAAGCUUGGAGAAUAUAUGAUGAAGAGUUCAAGCCUAAAUAUCAUGGCAAAGCUGGGAUUACAAACCAGUUGUUCUGGAUAGAGGGCGCUUCCAAUGAAUAUGAUGAUUUGGCAGAACUAGUAAGGCAAUACAUGGCGGGUAUGUACUCCCACGCUAUCUAUACAAAAGAGGGUGGAUGGCCACCACAGAUAGAAAAACUAAUCGCAGAAAAGAGUAAGAAAGAAGGUCACCAACGUUCUAGACUUCCUCCAUUCACUAAAGAUGAAAUUGAAUUUAUUAAAGGUACAUACGAUUUCUACGGUUUUAACUACUAUACGUCACGUCAAGUCCGUAAGUCCAGACCCGGGGAUGUGAUAGGAUCUUGGCCUCUUGGCUCUGGAGCUGUGGAACUGGACGCAGCUUUCGAAAUACAUCCUACUUGGAAGAAAACUGAUACAUUUUGGUUCUGGAUUAAUGCGCCCGGUUUUAGGAAUAUGAUGAAAUGGAUAAAGAAUAAUUACGGCGAUAUUGAAAUACUCGUAACAGAAAAUGGACUUGCAAUAGGACAAGUUGGUCUGAAUGACGUCGACAGAGUUAAAUAUUAUAGAGAUCAUUUAGAACAGAUGUGGCUGACGAUCAACGAGGACGGUGUAAACGUGACUGGAUACACCGCGUGGUCGCUGAUGGAUAACUUUGAGUGGACAGACGGAUAUAUUACAAAAUUCGGUCUGUAUGAAGUAGACUUCACGGAUCCAAAGCGACCGCGGACUCCGCGAGCUUCCGCCAAAUAUUACAAAGAUGUAAUACGUAGUCAUUCGUAUGAUGUAUCUGAUAAAUAUAUGAAAGAAGAACUUUAAA